Messenger RNA from Diaporthe citri, 363 nucleotides. RefSeq lists its product as uncharacterized. NCBI's taxonomy places the organism in Eukaryota, Fungi, Ascomycota, Sordariomycetes, Diaporthales, Diaporthaceae. Bases 1 to 363 code for a protein of 120 amino acids. The record is from RefSeq and is a predicted model, not a curated record. The transcript has a single exon.
AUGGAUUCCAAGUCUUCCCCCACCUCCACCGCCUCCCUUGUCGAACCCAAGUCCCCGGAGGCGGCCCCGAAGAAAUCCCUCUACCAGCGCUACCAGGACGCCAAGACCGGCCGCAACAGGCCGCCAGUCUCGGACGCGGAGCUGAAGAAGUACACGGGCAAGACGCGCGACGAGAUCGUCGACUGGGCCCGCGACAGGCCUCAUGUGGCUGGGAACCGGCUUGCCGGCAGCAUCGACGUCGGGCCUGCGUCUGGGCUCGGCGGCACGGCUGCCGGUGAUGGAUUUGGCGGGUGGGGGCCGGGUGCUUCUGCGGAACUGAAGUUUCCCCCUCAGCAGAAAAAGGAGGGUGAGAAGGAGCUAUAG